CCCAACUCAUUCCACACAUCCCUCAGUGGUUAUGGACAUUGCUUAUUACCAAGCCUUAUCUGCUGAACAGUUGCAGAAUGAUGCUGCCAGGAUUCAAGCCAGCACACCAUCAACCCAGGAGUUCUAUGAACCAGGGCUAGAAUCAUCUACCAGUGCCAAAUUGGAUGAUUUGCAGCGUUCGUGGGAAACCCUAAAAAAUGUGAUCAGUGAAAAGCAGCGUACUCUCUACGAAGCUCUGGAACGCCAACAGAAAUACCAAGACUCUCUUCAGUCUAUUUCUACAAAGAUGGAGGCUGUUGAAGUGAAAUUGAAUGAAAGUCUAGAACCUAGCAAGAGUCCAGAAAGCCAGAUGGCUGAACAUCAGGCCUUGAUGGAUGAGAUCCUCAUGCUUCAGGAUGAAAUUAGUGAAUUGCAGACAUCUUUAGCAGAGGAGCUAGUGUCAGAAUCUUUGGAAGCAGAUGCUGCUGAACAGCUGGCUUUACAAUCCACCCUGAUUGUCUUAGCUGAGAGAAUGUCUACAAUUAAGAUGAAAGCUUCAGGAAAAAGACAGCUAUUAGAGGAAAAGUUAAAUGAACAACUGGAAGAACAGAGGCAAGAGCAGGCCCUGCAAAGAUAUCGCUGUGAAGCUGAUGAACUUGACCACUGGUUAUUGAAUACUAAAGCAACUCUAGACAGUACAUUGGUUUCACCCACUGAACCAAUGGACAUGGAAGAUCAGCUGGUUGACUGUCAGAACAUGUUGGUGGAAAUAGAACAAAAGGUAGUGGCCUUAUCAGAGCUCUCUGUUCAUAAUGAAAACCUGCUUAUGGAAGGAAAGGCUCAUACCAAGGAUGAGGCAGAACAGCUGGCAAUCAAGCUGAGAACCCUAAAAGGAAGUCUCCUGGAACUGCAGAGAGUACUGCAUGACAAGCAGAUCAACAUUCAAGCUACAUCACAAGAGAAGGAGGAAUGUGAAGCUGACUUAACAGCUACCCAGAGCCCAAGUGUCCAGGAAUGGCUUGCCCAAGCCCGAACCACAAGAACCCAGCAGCAACAGAGCAGCCUCCAACAACAAAAGGAACUAGAACAAGAGUUAGCAGAACAGAAGAACCUUCUUCGAUCAGUAGCAAGUCGUGGAGAAGAAAUUCUAACCCAACAUUCAGCUGGAGAAAGUUCUGGCAUUAGGUGUGUUUUAAUUACUUCAGAGGGAUGA
Gracilinanus agilis (Agile Gracile Mouse Opossum) is the source of this 1192-nucleotide messenger RNA. Its product is annotated as nesprin-1-like. The record is from RefSeq and is a predicted model, not a curated record. Lineage: Eukaryota; Metazoa; Chordata; Mammalia; Didelphimorphia; Didelphidae. Bases 32 to 1192 code for a protein of 386 amino acids. The transcript has 8 exons.